AUGACUAACGUGUGUGUGUUGGCAGGUGUGGUGAUUCCCCGAAACUUCCGGCUGUUGGAGGAGUUGGAGCAAGGUCAGAAGGGGGUGGGCGACGGCACCAUCUCCUGGGGCCUCGAGGACGACUCGGACAUGACUUUGUCUCACUGGACAGGGAUGAUCAUCGGACCGCCAAGGACGCCCUACGAGAACCGGAUCUAUAGUCUUAAGGUUGAAUGCGGUCACAACUAUCCCGACGACCCGCCAAACGUGAGGUUUAUUUCCAAGAUUAAGAUGACCGGAAUCAAUGAGACCACAGGAAUGGUGGACAGACGUACUCUACCGGUGCUGUCGCGUUGGCAGCGGAACUACUCGAUUAAGACUGUUUUACAAGAGCUGAGACGUGCGAUGACUCUCAAAGAAAACAUGAAAUUAAGUCAACCCCCAGAGGGGACCGCCUUUUAAUGUAAUCAAUGUAUUUAAUAACUAAUUUUAUAGUCAUCUCUUGUUUAGACAUCAAAUGAACGGAUAAUUAAUUAAUUGAUUGUAAUAUUAUAUUAAAUCCAUUCCUAUUGAAACUCAAUUUAAAACAGAUUAUAUGAAAAGCAAAAUUUUUAAUGACAUUCAAAUUACUGAUAAUAAGGCGAUAUAUUAAGGCAUUUGUGACUAAACACUGAAAACGCGAUUCUAUCCUUUAUUGUGAACUUAAAAAACUCAAUAAUUAUUUGUUUCAUACGAUUAGAUACGAUAAGUGAAUUGAAAUUAAUGUGAAUUGAAUUAUGAACUUAAUUUCAAUACAAUUUUAAUUUUUCAUAAAAUGAUGAAUAAUGUGUUGAAUUGAUGUACAGCUUCUUAAAAUAGUCUUCACAUAAGAAAUGACACGAAAAACAAGCAAAUUAUUGAAUUUUUGUAUGAAUUUUAUUUUAAGACAAGAAAUGACGAAAAAAUGAAAUAACAAAUUAUCUGAAAACAAAUUAAUUUAUAAUUUAAUACGUUUUUACUAUUGAAUAGAGAAAUGAAUACCGUUUUAACAAAAUCUAUUUAUCAUUAUUUUGUAUUAGAAUUUCAUUUUUUCCAAUUUAUUCGGCCG
Messenger RNA from Oppiella nova, 1066 nucleotides. Lineage: Eukaryota; Metazoa; Arthropoda; Arachnida; Sarcoptiformes; Oppiidae. The record is from the annotation of a GenBank genome assembly.